AUGGGAGAUGAUCCUUGUUCACAACAUACUAAUGCAAUUAUCUCAUGUGUGGACUUAAUGAAUCAGUCUUGUCAUAUUGAUAAAGUUAUGCAUGCUCAAAGCUCCCAACAAAUUGAAAAAAAUAGGUUGCAUGUUAAGACUUCAAUUGAUGUUGCUCGUUGGCUUGCUUUUCAGGGGUGUGCUUUUAGAGGACAUGAUGAGACUAUUAAUUCAAGAAAUAGUGGUAAUUUUAUUGAAAUGAUCAAACUUUUGGCAUCUUACAAUGAAAAAGUUGCAGAUGUUGUUCUAAUGAAUGCUCCAUUGACAGCCAAGUAUACCUCACCUCAAAUACAAAGAGAGAUUUUACAUGUUCUAGCAGACAAAGUGCGAAAACAGAUUCUGCUGGAUAUCAGGGACUAUAAGUUUUGUAUUAUUGUGGAUGAAUCACGUGAUGAAUCAAAAAGGGAACAAAUGGCUCUUGUCUUGAGAUUUGUUGACAAAGAUGGUUUUAUAAAAGAGAGAUUUUUUGAUCUUUAUCACGUUCAAGAUACAUCUUCUAUGACACUUAAAAAUGCUAUUAGUGACAUACUCUCACAUCAUUGCCUUGAUAUCCAAAAUAUUCGUGGCCAAGGAUAUGAUGGUGCUAGUAACAUGCGUGGUGAAUGGAAUGUAUUGCAAGCAUUGUUUCUUAAUGAAUGUCCUUGUGCUUAUUAUGUGCAUUGUUUUGCCCAUCGAUUACAAUUAGCCUUGAUUGCUGCCUCUAAGGAAGUUUCUUCUAUUUAUCAAUUCUUCCAGAAUUUGAAUUUCAUCAUUAAUAUUGUCACUGCUUCUUCUAAGCGUCAUGAUCAAUUCCAAGCUGCCCAAAUUUCUGAAUUUGAACAUUUGCAGGCUAUUGGUGAGCUUGAAACUAGUACAGGUUUUAACCAAGUAGGUACACUAAAGAGGGCUAGUGAUACAAGAUGGGGUUCUCAUUUUUAUUCUAUAGUCUUCAACGAGGGUAUAAUGAAUCAUGUUCAGUACUUGAAAAAAUUCGCAGUGAAGGCUCAAAUUACUCUCAAAGAGGGGAUGCUACUGCAGCUUAUAAGAUGA
Molecule: messenger RNA, 1068 nt
Organism: Gastrolobium bilobum
Lineage: Eukaryota; Viridiplantae; Streptophyta; Magnoliopsida; Fabales; Fabaceae
Exons: 1
Coding region: 1-1068 (355 amino acids)
Source: RefSeq, a predicted model, not a curated record